AUGAGCAAAAAAGGUGUGGAUGUGUGCAUAUCAGCCCAGUGCUGUUGCAAACUGAUAAUGGCAUGUCCUGAAAAACCAGCCCCCGUGGCAGUUGUGAAACCACCCAAUUCUUCCUGCGAACGUGCGAAAACCCACGAAAUGAGUCUAUGCGAUUUCUUAAAAUCACAGUCGGCGCCGGACUUUAUAAAAAACCUGCAGGAAAAUCGUGCUGAGGCGAAAAGUCCAAGGGUUUUGCCACGUGGCCCGGUAAGGCCGGCUGCGGCAAAAGCUCGUAUUUGCAGUGAACAGCCGCCAACCACCGACCGCGGAGUGAAGCAACCUCUGCAAAACUGUCAACAGGAUAUCAAGCAGGAUUCGAUCCAACCCGCGUCCGCCGUCCAUGAAGAUCGUAAUAUUUCACAGAUCAUCAUCAACAUCGGGACUAUAAUAACUCACGGAGUCUGCAAGCACAAUGCAUGUCAGCAGACCGAACCGGAAGUAAAGACCUCCGUCUGUCCGCCAGCCAAACUUCCGACCAGUGUCUGUCCACCGGUCAAGCGUCCGACCUCCAUCUGUCCGCCAGCCGAAAAACCAACCACUUGCUGUCCACCAGUUGAACGUCCGAAAUCCAUAUGUCCACCAGCAGAAAAACCGACUUCUGUCUGUCCACCAGCAGAAAAACCGACUUCUGUCUGUCCACCGGCUGAACGUCCAAUCGCCGUCAUUGGCCCCAAAGCCCGUCCAUCCGUGGAUAGGCCUGUUCCAGUGUCACGGGACCGUUCCUGUCGUAGCAACGCACCGGUUUCUAUUCCAAUCACAGAACAGAAACCUUGUCCAGAACCCACAAUUAAUUUUAAAAUGAACUGUUGUUGUACCUGUCACGUAUAA
Messenger RNA from Myzus persicae (green peach aphid), 867 nucleotides. Its product is annotated as keratin-associated protein 16-1-like. Lineage: Eukaryota; Metazoa; Arthropoda; Insecta; Hemiptera; Aphididae. The transcript has a single exon. Bases 1 to 867 code for a protein of 288 amino acids. The record is from RefSeq and is a predicted model, not a curated record.